This is a messenger RNA of Suillus subalutaceus, 252 nucleotides long. RefSeq lists its product as uncharacterized. The transcript has a single exon. The annotation marks the transcript as partial. NCBI's taxonomy places the organism in Eukaryota, Fungi, Basidiomycota, Agaricomycetes, Boletales, Suillaceae. The record is from RefSeq and is a predicted model, not a curated record.
UGUGCAGUAUGCCUUGGCAGGCACCAGCACCGCACCAUCGAGUGCACCUCCACCCAUACCUGGAAUGGUCAACACCAAAUGUUUGCUGAGCGCAUCCGAAAGGGUUUGUGGACGAAAGACGGAAAACAAAUCUGCACAGGCUGGCAGAGAGACAAGGGCUGCAACACCCCCAGGCACAAUGCUUGCCACAUGUGUUCUGGAUGCGGCACCUCUACCCAUGGGGCCCAGAAGUGCCCUAGAGCACAGAAAGAG